Daldinia loculata is the source of this 1547-nucleotide messenger RNA. Its product is annotated as terpenoid synthase. The coding region runs from base 315 to 1430 and encodes 371 amino acids. The record is from RefSeq and is a predicted model, not a curated record. The transcript has 4 exons. NCBI's taxonomy places the organism in Eukaryota, Fungi, Ascomycota, Sordariomycetes, Xylariales, Hypoxylaceae.
AUUCUGUAGCGGGAUUAUUCUUCCGAGUACCUUGUCUACAUAUAUGCAUUCAAAUCGCAUAUAACGUUAGUCUACAGAGAUAUCCACCUCCGUCGCUCCUAUGACUUGUCGAAUGUUGCAGAUCCAAAAACAGCGGUUAAAAUCCAUGAGUCUACCUAGUUAACCUGGUUAGAAUGCCCGUCUAGAACAUUAGAGGGACGAAUGUCGAAUAUAUUAUGCCACUACGGAUAUAUGGUAUAUAAAGCUACCAUUUCUACUCAUAUUAUCUCUCAGCCAGUCCGAUUAUCUAUUACUUACUCCCAACGAAGUACAACAUGCGACCUAUAACUUGUUCAUUCGAUCCCGUUGGGAUUCCAUUCACUUCGAACACCAAAUACGAAAGCUUUGAGUUCUUAAAGGACGGAAUUUCUAAUACUGUUCCUGGUCUCGAAAAUUGCGAUGUUUUUGAUCCGCGCUCUAUAGGAGUUCCAUGGCCAACAUUAAUACCUGCAGUAGCACAGUGCAAGCAUUGGAGAGAAGCAGAGGAGGUAGCAGAAACUCUGAUGGAUCAGAUUGUCUCUGCGGCACCAGGAGAACAGGGGUCCUUGCCGGCAGAGUUUACCAAUUCGAGCUUGAAAGGGGCUAAGCAACGGGAACUCCUCGAUACCUGUGUUGCGGCCGCAAUAAACAUGUUUCCUGCAGCGAACGCGGCUCGGGCGAGACUAAUGGUUAAAGCAACAUUGCUUACUUUCAUGCACGACGAUGUAGUUGAAUCUACGGAGCAAUCUACAAUCAUCGAUGAUGCCCUCGCUGACAUUGUUGGCCACGAAGAAAAGAGUACAGAAAUCUUGUGGAAAAACAGGAUAUUUAAAGAAUUUACACUGGAAUGCAUACAAGAGGACCCCGUUGUCGGGCCACUAUUCGUGAAGGGCAUGUUGAGCUGGGUACAACAUACACGCGAUAACCUGCCCGGAUCUAUGACAUUUAAGUCUUUAAACGACUAUAUUGACUAUCGCAUUGGCGACUUAGGUGUUGACUUUUGCAAUGCAGCUAUAAUGUUGACAUGCGAGAUUUUCGUCUCUCCGUCCGAGAUGGAGCCCCUUGCAACCUUACAUCACCUAUACAUGACACACUUCUCAUUAGCAAACGAUUUAUACUCGUACGAUAAGGAGGUCUACGCCAUGAAAAAACAUGGCGCUGCACUGAUCAACGGCGUCAGAGUUCUAGAACUUCUUCUCAGUACUUCACCUCGAUCAGCGAAGGUCCUUCUCCGAGCAUAUCUUUGGGACCUCGAGUUUCAAAUCAACGAAGAGCUUGCACGACUCUCGGACUGCGGCCUUUCUUAUAACCAAUGGCGAUUUGCUCGUGGAAUGGUAGAAGUGAUUGCAGGAAACCUAUUUUACUCCUCGACUUGUUUGCGGUACGCAAAACCGUCGUUGAAAGGGAUAUAAGAUAUACUAGAGUUGAGACUAGGAAAGCAGCAGCAGGUUGGCUGGACCAAAUAUAGAGUAUAGAAGAAAAUAUUCUGAUAUAAAGCCAAAAGCUGCCAACCCACUUUCCCGUUCGCU